AUGCUGGCACCUAAGGUGCGCAAGUAUGCAAGUGUGGCCGAUAAACUGUCUAUCGUACAGGGACUUCUACUUCGGGGUACAAGGAUAGUCUUUCCCCCUUCAUUACGCGAAGAAGUUCUGCAGCAACUACACACAGGACACCAAGGCGUUGUGAGAUGCCGAGCAAGAGCACGGGAGUCUUCGUGGGGGCCAGCAGUCAGCCAAGACGUUGAGACGCACGUGAGCAGAUGCCCAACCUGCACAAUGCACCGUCCUGUGACAAGUGAACAGUUGCUUCAGACACCGCUCCCAGAACGCCCAUGGCAGGUGGUCGGCACAGACUUGUUCCACCAUGAAGGGAGGAACUACAUAGUAGCUGUUGACUACUACUCAAGAUUUUUUGAACUGGAAGAGCUUAGUGGAACUCAAACCAAACAUGUUGUGCAGUUCCUUAGUAAUUUGUUCGCCCGCUAUGGCAUUCCAGACAUCUUGAGGUCCGACAAUGGCCCACAGUACAGCUCACUCGAGUUCCUGCAAUUUACGAGCAGUUGGGGUGUAAGACAUGUGACCUCCAGCCCGCAUUACGCGCAAAGCAAUGGCGAAGCUGAGAGAGCUGUACAGACUGCCAAGAACAUCAUCCGAAAAUCCACGAAUGUUGCGGAAGGCCUUCUUGCCCACAGAGCUGCGCCUGGACCCGAGGGUUACUCGCCAGCUGAGCUUCUCAUGGGCCGCGAGCUCAAAACAAACGUCCCUACUCUGCCUGGAACACUUGAGCCCAAGUGGUAUUACCAGCAUCAGUUCCGGCAAAACAAUGCAGUCGUUCGUGAGCGAGAAGCCAAGAACUACAACAGGAGGCGUAAAACAAGAGACAGGCCACCUCUAAACACAGGUACUACAUUUGUCCAGAUCAGACAUGGGAGCCAACAACAAGGAACCAUUGUUGGAGAGUCAAAUGCACCGAGAUAUGUUGUGCAGGAAGCGUUCGUCGCACGAAAGCACAUCUGCAAGAGGUGCCAGAAGUUGCACCACCGAAUCAAGCAGGAACGGAUUGUCCAGGAGAAGCCAACCACACCACCCGCAGUGGCCGAGCCAUUAAAUCACCGCCACGCCUGA
Molecule: messenger RNA, 1092 nt
Organism: Rhipicephalus sanguineus (brown dog tick)
Lineage: Eukaryota; Metazoa; Arthropoda; Arachnida; Ixodida; Ixodidae
Exons: 1
Coding region: 1-1092 (363 amino acids)
Biological process (GO): DNA integration
Molecular function (GO): nucleic acid binding
Source: RefSeq, a predicted model, not a curated record